Endocarpon pusillum Z07020 is the source of this 1683-nucleotide messenger RNA. RefSeq lists its product as uncharacterized. Gene Ontology annotation, biological process: cardiolipin acyl-chain remodeling. The record is from RefSeq and is a predicted model, not a curated record. The transcript has a single exon. Gene Ontology annotation, cellular component: mitochondrial inner membrane. Gene Ontology annotation, molecular function: A2-type glycerophospholipase activity. NCBI's taxonomy places the organism in Eukaryota, Fungi, Ascomycota, Eurotiomycetes, Verrucariales, Verrucariaceae. Bases 1 to 1683 code for a protein of 560 amino acids.
AUGGCGAGCCACGCGGCAGACAGCAAUGGCGACAUUGACAUCAAAUCGAGAGGACAGCAGAGUCCAUUGGCGUCAAGGAGGGCGAUGAACAAUGUUGGUACUAAAAGAUUUGAUGGCUUGUUCCCCUUAGGCUAUAAAGAAGCCUUGGGUCAAUGGUGGGCCAGCAUACCAGCUGCUCAGGCAGAGCACAAAGUCCUUUCGUUUAUCCCGUACCUUCAGCAACCCCCUACCCAACUAAUCACGAAUUCUGCUCCACCCUCAGCCUCGCCCUCUGCCGCAUCCCUAGAGAGGCUGCACCUAGAACAAGCGUCCCAUGUCGCGAGAACCUCUUCGGUAGAGGAUCCUUAUGGCCCUCGAAAAUGGCAUUCUCGCCUUGUACCGUUGUCGGGCAAGAACCGCGCCUUGAACGAGUUCUCGGUGGAAAGAGUUGGUGAGGCUGCCGACCAGAAUCUGGUCAUACUUCACGGUUAUGGCGCAGGCCUAGGAUUUUUCUACAAAAACUUCGAAGGCUUGUCGCGCGCUAGAGGGUGGCAGCUGUACGCCCUCGACCUCCUGGGCAUGGGCCGCAGCAGUAGGCCACCGUUCAAGCUCAAAUCCACGAAGCGUGAAGAGCAGAUCUCAGAAGCCGAAGACUGGUUCAUUGACUCGUUGGAGGAGUGGCGCAUCCAGAAGAAGAUUGAUCGCUUCACUUUACUUGGCCACAGCAUGGGGGGCUACAUGGCUGUUGCCUACGCCUUGAAAUAUCCAGGCAGACUCAACAAGCUUAUCCUGGCUUCUCCAGUCGGUAUACCCGAAGAUCCAUAUGCGGUCAAUGCAGCCAUGCCCGAGCCUGGAUCAUCCACUCUCGCCAACGAGAUUACUCAGGACCAAGACGAAACCGCGACGGCCACCAACGGAUCCAUACCCGAAUCAGCCAAAACCGCUCCAAGAGCUGAUAACAACAACUUCUUGAACGCUCGAACCAAAGCGGAAAAAGCUGCCGCCAAAGAUAAAGAUAGUGCAUCAACAGACUCGACCACCGCUCCUCCGCCGCGCAAACCCCUCGGGAAAUGGUUCACCUACCUCUGGGACGCCAACAUCUCCCCUUUUAGCCUGGUGAGAUGGUCCGGUCCUCUCGGACCACGCCUCGUAUCCGGAUGGACAUCUCGACGAUUCUCCCACCUCCCACCAGACGAAGCUCAAGCCUUACACAACUAUUCUUAUUCACUAUUCCGCCUACGCGGCUCCGGCGAGUAUGCGUUGGCAUAUAUCCUCGCACCGGGAGCAUUCGCGCGAAGUCCUCUCAUCCGCCGCAUCCACGGCGUAGGCCGCCAGUAUAUCUCCGGCAUCGAAGCUAAUGACAACAACCCCGUCGCUGGAUCGCCGUCUGAACCACAAUCCUCCUCUACGAAUGCCGAGAUCAAGCGCCGCGAAAAUGGCGUCCCGAUCGUACUGAUGUAUGGCGAGAAUGACUGGAUGGACGUGGCCGGGGGUUAUGCUGCAAAGGAGAAAAUUGAUCAAGAGAAGAGGCGGGUAUUGAAGGACGCGAGUGAGGAGGAGAGGCGGAGGGAUAAUGGAGAUAGUAAGGUGAUCAUCAUCAAGAAGGCGGGGCAUCAUGUCUAUCUAGAUGGAUGGGAGGAGUUCAACGAGGUUAUGAGGGACGAAAUGGAGGAUGUAAGGAGGAGAGAGGAGAGGGGCCGGUAG